AUGCUCUCCUCAUCUUCUAAUAACAAUAAUAAAAUAGCAAUAGUAAUUGGAUCUGGUCUUGCUGGUUUGGCUGCCUCCUCUCAACUUCUUUCACAGGAUGGAGAUAUCCAAGUCCAUCUUCUUGAACAAGCAGCUAGGACUGGGGGAAACAGUAUAAAAGCAUCAUCUGGGAUAAACGGUGCAAAUACAUUGUUUCAACUUGCAUCAAACCCUCCUGUAGAAGAUAGCGUGGAGAGGUUUUAUGAUGAUUCGGUGAAAUCGGCUGGAGAAGUUAUGCGGAGUAAUAGUGGUGAUGGCGAGGAGAGGAAUGCAAGGGAGCGCUUAAUUAGGUUACUGAGCGAGGAGUCUAAAGGGGCAGUUGAGUGGUUGGGAGCCAAGGGUGUGGAUUUUAGUGUGGUCGCUCAAUUGGGGGGACAUACUAUUGCGAGAACGCAUAGAGGAGGAGGAAAGUCUAAACCACCUGGUGCCGCAAUUGUAGGAACGCUUCUGGAAGAAUUGAAAGGGAACGAUAGGUUUCGUCUUAAGACUUCGUGUAAAGUGGUUAAAGUACUACAGGAUGCUAAGAACGAAGCGGUGAUGGGUGUGGAGUGUAUCUACGAGGAUCAAAAUGUACCACCCAAAACCGAAAAAUUAAUAGGCCCUCUAAUCUUCGCUACUGGUGGCUUCGCAGGCGAUGCAUAUGGAAUGCUAGCACAAUACCGACCGGAUUUAUCCGGAUUCCCCUCUACCAAUGACCCGCGCUCAGGGUCUCAAAAGCUCCUCACAGAUAUUGGAGCUGAACUUAUUGAUAUGGAGAAAGUGCAAGUUCAUCCUACCGCAUUUUUGGAUACUAAAGAUAUCAAUAGCCCGACGAAAUUUCUCGCGGCGGAGAUGUUAAGAGGUGAGGGAGGUAUACUUCUGAUGGGUGGGAGGAGAUUUGUAGAUGAAUUGGACACGAGAAAGGUUGUAACAGAGAAGAUCAUGGAGUAUGAGGAAAUGAAAAGGGAAAAGGGAAAGCCGAGACAGUGGGAUGUUAAGCUCGUGAUUGAUGAGGGGAUAUACGAGAAGACUAAAUCUCAUGUAGACUUUUAUUUGUGGAAGGGCUUGAUGAAGAACGGUACCAUUUCUGAAGCAAACUUAGGAGACGAGGCAGUAGAUACUUUGCAGAGGUAUGCAGAUGCGGCGGCGAAAAAAGUCACAGAUGAUUUUGGGAGGAAAACCUUUGGAUAUUGGAAGUUAGGUGAGGUAAAGUCUGAUUCAGUAAUAUACGUUGGAAGAGUUACGCCGGCAAUUCACUUCACAAUGGGUGGUGUAAGGAUUGAUGAGGAAUCGAGAGUUUUAAAUACGGAAAAGAAGGUAAUUCCAGGAGUUUGGGCGGCAGGUGAGGUUACGGGGGGAAUUCAUGGGGAUAAUAGAUUGGGUGGUAGUUCAUUGUUGGAAUGUGUUGUUUUUGGACGGAGGGCUGCUGACGGGGUUUUGAAGUCACUGGUUGGCUGA
Molecule: messenger RNA, 1476 nt
Organism: Sclerotinia sclerotiorum 1980 UF-70
Lineage: Eukaryota; Fungi; Ascomycota; Leotiomycetes; Helotiales; Sclerotiniaceae
Exons: 1
Coding region: 1-1476 (491 amino acids)
Molecular function (GO): FMN binding; oxidoreductase activity
Source: RefSeq, a predicted model, not a curated record